This is a messenger RNA of Punica granatum (pomegranate), 1211 nucleotides long. The record is from RefSeq and is a predicted model, not a curated record. NCBI's taxonomy places the organism in Eukaryota, Viridiplantae, Streptophyta, Magnoliopsida, Myrtales, Lythraceae.
UUAUCGUGCCUCUCCGUGCUCGAGAGGUUCAGUGGGCAGUGCAUGAAGUUAUGGCGCAGGCGCAGCUCCUCGUGGGACCCACCCCAGCCUCCGGCUCCUGGGUCCCCAAACAGAGUUCCAGAACCCCGAAUCACCGCCGCCGGUGGCGGCCCAUGGCAUCCUCGUCUUCGUCGUGGCGGUCGUCGCGGACGGCGUUUGGCGGCGAGCAGAACCACUACGACGUGCUCGGCCUCAAUCAGAGCGCCACCACCGCCGAUGUCAAACGAGCCUAUCGCCUCCUCGCUCGCAAGUAUCAUCCUGACGUAAGCAAGGAGUCACAAUCUGGUGAGGCAUUCAAGAGCAUCCGUCAUGCAUAUGAAGUGCUGUCAAAUGACGCUACAAGAACUCAGUAUGAUACGGAACUUCAAUUUCAGGAAGACAGGGGCACGCAACAUAGAGUAAGAUGGAGUGACUGCUGCGAAUAUCAUGAUGGGAUUAGGACAUAUCGGUGGGCUGAAUUUAGGCAGAGAAUGCAACGAGAGAAAUACUGGGAAAAGUAUGACACGGAUGAUGAGGAAUCUCCAUUUUACAGUGAAGAAGAUGAGGAGGUAGAAGGGAAAAAAACUGAUGAUCAAGAGAGGGGCGCUUUCACUGAAGUACUCAGAUCUGCCUUAGUUUCCAUUUUCCUGAUGCAGACAUUCGGAUGCUUGUUCUCUCUUACCUAUAGCAGCUUUAUGGCACUAUUAGACCGAAAAUUAGAUGCGGGAUAUAAGAUUGGUUACCUAAUUGCCUGGAUUUUGGGAGGUAGAGGUGGCAUUUUAUUGACGAUGUGCCUCUCUUUCGCAAGUUGGGUAUGCGGGAAAACCAGCAGCAGUGUCGUAGUUCUUGUGGUGGUAGCUAUGUGGGUCGGUUCUAAUCUGGCGAGGUAUGCACCACUUCCACAAGGCGCGCUUCUCACACUCCUGUACAUGUCCAUUAAGCUUCAGGUUGAUCUAAACUAAGUUCCUCUUAUUAUUAAUCAACAUUACCAGUGAAGGGGGCUAUUCAUUCCGUAGAAAGGUUGUACAUAGACUGAUGCUUAGUAGGAUCGUGGCAAUUGCUUGCUUCUUUUCUUUGAAGAUGAUGUAAAGAGGAGCAAUUGGCAAGUGUAUGCAGUACUGGAAAAAGUAGCUCAAUUCAUUGACAGUUGAAUAGUGAGUGAAUGAUGAGUUCCUACUACCACCUUUGAUUAA